Iphiclides podalirius (scarce swallowtail) is the source of this 258-nucleotide messenger RNA. NCBI's taxonomy places the organism in Eukaryota, Metazoa, Arthropoda, Insecta, Lepidoptera, Papilionidae. The record is from the annotation of a GenBank genome assembly.
AUGGGUUGGUGCCAAAGUGCCAGACUGCAAGUAUUGAACUUUAGUGCUCUAUUAGGCACAGUGUCGGAAAUCUCAAAGGGUUCUUAUCACCCCCGCAAGCAACCACAGUACCUCUUCGGCGCUCGCAGCCGCAACGGAAGUAGUAAAUAUGUCGGCACCACCGGAAGCGGGCGCCGGGCGCUACGUCACUUCCGGCCCAGGCUCUACGGGAUUACGGGCGCGUUAAUUGUGCUACGUUUCGUUCUCUACGAGCCGUCG